AUGAUGGUCGUCCCCGCGGCGGCAUCUCCGAAUCUUUACUUGCUCGACCUCGUGAAAACCGGCCGCAGGUUCAUCGACCGUGGCCUCGUUCUCGCGGACGGCCAGGUGGACAACAUCUAUCUCCCUGUCGACACUUUCAAGCUUCUGCGAAUCGAUGACAGUGUUGAGUACAAGAACGUCGGCGACAUCAAGGUGGUCGACAGGAGCCACCUGUAUCCUGGACAGGUGGUUGGGUCGGCAUCCGACAUGGGCGGCCAGAUCGGCGUCGUCACCGGCGUCAACACCAUGCUCAGCCUAGCCAAGCUCGACAACAACGGCGUGCCGGCCAAGGUCAUCAGGGGGGUGUCCCCGUCUAGCCUGCGGCGCGUCAGGAGCAUCAACCUUGGAGACUUUGUCGUGUCCGGGCCGUGGCUCGGCCGUGUCGUCGAGGUGUCGAUCGACGUCGAUGUGUUGUUCGAUGACGGAGCUGUUUGCAGGAUCACCGACGCAGAGUCUACGAACCUGGCGAGAGUGCAUGAAAGCGGCACCAUGGUGACCAUGCAUCGCCGCCAAAUGAACAGUGUAUUGCACCAGGGGCAGCACGUCACCUUGCCAGGCGCUUGUUCACUCUUCAAGGAUGCUCGCUGGCUUAAUGGCUACUGGCAUCCUUACCGACAAGUAGGCACCAUCAUGAAGGUGGAGACGGCCGGCAUCCUCGUCUACUGGGUUGCAUCCAGACAUUGUGGCACCGACAAGGGGCUAGUGGAGGCAUCCGCUCCUCCAGCCUACCAGAACCCAGAUGAUCUUACGUUCUUCUGCGCCUCAUACAAUUGCUGCUGGGGGCUUGCUGACCGUUGUUUUUUUCUAGAAACUAGUUCCACCAAAGAGGAUCAAGCUUGUGCUCCUGAUCAACACGAUGGUGACGAUGAUGAUUAUGAUGAUGAUGAUAAAGAUGAUGAUGAUGAUGAUAAAGAUGAUGAUGAGGCAGAGGAGGACGGGGAGAAGGAAUACAACGCAUGCUCAGAAGACAAUCAAGAGGUGUGUGAUGGAUCAACCUCUCAGGUGGUACCACCCACCGAGCAGAAGGAUGCGGGGUUUUAUCGGAAGCAGCUAAGGAAGGUCGUCUUUGAGGGCCAUAGACGAGCGCAACGGCCACAAGUCAUGAGACAUGUCGAGGUGGAGUUUCCAAUGGUCGUCGCCGACACCUGCACCACCGUCGAUGUGUUGUGGCAGGAUGGCACACGACAACAUGGCAGACGUUCAGCGACCGUCGUUCCCUUUGGGAUCUGGAAUGAGCAAGAGUUCUUCCCGGGACAGCGUGUUGUCGCCAACGUUCUUCCUAUUAGCGCUGCCGUUGAAGCUACUGGUGACCAUGAUGAUGUGACAACUACUAGCGUCAACAAUAACAUUGAUGCGUCCGGAAUUGGACCAACGGAGCGUGUGGGAAUCGUCAAGAGCCUGCAAUACGAGGACCAGACGGUUUGUUUAUCAUGGUUCAAGACGUCAGGGCACCCAGAUGAGGCUAGGGAGGUCGACUGCGACCAAACUGUCAGUGCUUACGACCUAAAAUUGGACUCUAACCACUCUGCUUACUAUGGUGACAUUGUCAUUCGUGUCCUACCAUCGGGAUCAACAGAUGACGGUGAAAGUGCACCCUUGAUAUUGGGAAACAAGAAGAAAAAUGUCGUUCCCGCCGAUCUUUCAUGGGUGGGGCGGGUAGUUGAACUUCCUAGUGGGCACAUCCAAGUCAAGUGGGGUGAUGGUAGCACGUCAACGGUAUCGCCCGAUGAGAUCGUUGUCGUCAAGGACGAGCACUACAUGGACCUAUUGCUUGAAAUGGGCGACUGGGUAGAGGACGAUGGCAUCGAUGACGCACCCGAAGAACCGGUUGCUGCCAAUACGGACAUUGAUCUUCAGAAUCUAGAUAAUGAUGUCGAAAGCGUCAGCCCGGCAAUGUCAAGGACAAGCCUUUUAGGUUUUCCAUUCCGGUCUUUGCUCCAAUUGACCAGUGACGUGGUAGCUCGAGAUUUGACUUGUCACGGUUUUGCCGGGGGGAUGAAGGCUGCGGAUGCUACCUGUUGCUUUCCACGUUUCGAUGUACUGCAGAUGAGCCCUCUGGAUCACCACUACCUUGAGAUUACGGACCAGGAAAUGCAGGGCGCUAGUCGUGAGAAGAGUUGGGCCAAAACAGUGCAAAAGGAAUGGAAAAUUCUGGAGAACGACUUACCAGAAACCAUCUACGUGCGAGCAUUCGAGGACCGCAUGGAUCUGCUUCGGGUGGUGAUGGUGGGUGUGAGCGGGACACCAUACCAUCAUGGCCUUUUCUUCUUCGAUCUGCAGCUACCUCCGUCAUACCCGUCUGCCCCACCGCAAGUGUACUACCACUCCUUCGGCUUACGGCUCAAUCCCAACCUCUAUGAGUCUGGUACGGUGUGCCUCAGCUUGCUAAACACAUUCGGUGGCGAGGGCACCGAGGUCUGGUCCUCGACGACAUCAAACCUCCUCCAAGUCGUUGUCUCCAUCCAGGGCCUUGUCCUCAAUGACCAACCAUACUACAACGAGGCCGGGUAUGGAACAUUGGUCAACAAACCAGAGGGUCGCCGCAAUGCGCUGCCCUACAAUGAGAAUGCUUACCUGCUUACCCUUCGGACAAUGCAACAUCUUUUACGUCGACCACCUCAGGGAUAUGAGGAAUUCGUUAAGGAACACUUCUGCCUUCGGGGAAGGUUUGUGCUCAGGACAUGCAAUGCGUGGUUGCAGGGAAAUAGUGUCGACAAUGCUCAUGACACUGAAGCAAGUAGGAAGCGGUCGUGCUCGGCUGGGUUAAGGCUUGCACUCACCAACGUGGUGCCAAGCCUCAUGACAGCCUUCACAGAGAUCGGAGCCGAGGGAUGCGAAGAGUACCAGUAG
Messenger RNA from Triticum turgidum subsp. durum (durum wheat), 2889 nucleotides. The record is from the annotation of a GenBank genome assembly. NCBI's taxonomy places the organism in Eukaryota, Viridiplantae, Streptophyta, Magnoliopsida, Poales, Poaceae.